GGCAGCUUGUGUUACCACGCGGGUUUGGUGUCCUGCAGACAGCCUAGCCGUAGAAGGAGCAGGGUGGCCUGUAGGAGCACACAGAGGUCACCAGGGAAGAAACCUGCUAGGCAGAGAUUUGAUUUUCCAGCAGAAUUCCAAGUCUUCUGAAUUAAGCAUUAUGGCCCCUUCAUUCAGCAGAACCCCAGAUAGUCACUAUUAAGGAUCCAGGAAGGGUCUUUUUCAUACACUGGUGCUCCCAGGGCUGCUGAAAUUGCCAUGGAGGAGGAGGCAGGAGAGGAGCCCAGGCUGGACAGGCCCACAGCUCCCAAGGACUUCCACUUUUAUAACAUGGAUCUGUACGACUCUGAGGACAGACUGCCGCUCUUCCCAGAGGAAAACACUAGACUGAGGAGACAAACCAUUCAAGCUGAAAUGACCUACGACCCAAAGGAGGCAGGGGAAGGCCAAGCUCAAAGCGACCUCCAGGAGGUGGCUGAACUUGUGCAUUUAUAUGGACUAGAGGAUGACCACCACGAGGUGGGGAAUUCAUUUGUUGAUGAAGGUAGGAUGGGGGUGCCAGCAUAUCCUCCUUAUGGAAUAAAGAGGAGAGAGCCAGGCUGGGAGCAGAGAGACUGGAGACUUGAAGGAGAAGUUGAGACAGAGGACCAGGACCAGGACUUUUCACAGUGGAGCAUGGCAGGCCAGAGCCAGGCCUUGUGGGAAUCCUACAGGUACACACACGGCCGUGCCAGUGAGGAGUACGAGUGCUACGUCAUCCCAGAGGAGGAGGACGAGGAAGAAGCCGCCGAUCUCUUCUGUGUCACUUGCAGAACUCCCAUCAGAGCUGUUGAGAAGGAUUUCGGUGAACACAAAGAGCAUGAAGUGACCCCACUCAGUAAAGCCCUGGAGAGUGCCAAGGAAGAAAUUCACAAAAACAUGUACAAGUUGGAGCAGCAGAUAAUAGAAAUGGAAAACUUUGCAAGUCACUUGGAGGAGGUUUUCAUCACUGUAGAGGAAAAUUUUGGAAGACAAGAACAAAACUUUGAGUCACAUUACAAUGGAAUCUUGGAAACACUUGCCCAAAAGUACGAAGAAAAGAUCCAAGCUCUAGGAGAAAAGAAGAAAGAGAAGCUGGAGGCCUUGUAUGGACAGCUGGUUAGUUGUGGGGAAAACCUUGAUACCUGCAAAGAACUGAUGGAAACCAUAGAGGAGAUGUGUCAUGAGGAGAAGGUUGACUUCCUAAAGGAUGCAUUGGCCAUGACUGACAGGCUCGGAAAAUUUCUGAAAACAAAAACAGAUGUGGAAAUCGCUGCACAGCCUGAGUUUGAAGACCAGACCUUGGACUUCUCUGAUGUGGAACAGCUGAUGGGUUCCAUGAACACCAUUCUGGCUCCUUCUGCUCCAGUGAUAAAUCCACAGGCCCCCAACUCAGCCACAGGUUCCUCUGUCCGGGUGUGCUGGAGUUUAUAUGCCGAUGACACUGUGGAGAGCUAUCAGUUGUCCUACCGGCCAGUGCGGGACAGCCUACCUGGAAAGGAGCAAGCAGAGUUUACAGUGACCGUCAAAGAAUCGUACUGCUCAGUGACAAACCUUGAACCAAAUACCCAGUAUGAAUUCUGGGUCAUAGCUCAGAACAGAGCUGGCCCCAGCCCCUCCAGUGAACAUGCAAUGUACAUGACAGCCCCUUCUCCCCCCAUUAUAAAAACUGAGGCGAUAAGGAGCUGUGAAGAGGCUGCGCUCAUCUGCUGGGAGUCUGGGAACCUGAAUCCCGUGGACUCCUACACGGUGGAGCUGACCCAAGUGGAAGAACCAGCAGCCUCAGGGGUCACCGAGUCUGUGGUGGGCAUCCCAAUCUGUGAGUCACUGAUACAGCUGCAGCCCGGGCAGAGCUACACGAUCUGCGUCCGAGCCCUCAACGUGGGGGGUCCCAGUGCCAGAAGCACUCCGGCUACGGUCCGCACCACAGGAAGCUACUUUCCCUUGAACAAGGCCACCUGCCACCCAUGGCUGACCAUUUCAGAAGAUGGAUUUACGGUGAUCCGGAGUGAGAGGAAAAACCUCACCCAGGAGCUGCAGCCCCAGCAGACCCAGUUCACCAGGUGUGUUGCCAUCAUGGGAAAUCUAAUUCCGGUUCGAGGGCGCCAUUACUGGGAGAUAGAAAUGGAUGAACAUUUGGACUACACGGUUGGUGUCGCCUUUGAAGAUGUCCCUAAGCAGGAGGAUCUGGGUGCAAAUGGCUUCUCCUGGUGCAUGAGGCACACAUUUGCUUCAUCAAGGCAUAAGUAUGAAUUUCUGCACAACAGGACAACUCCAGAUAUAAGAAUAACUGUUCCUCCAAAGAAGAUUGGCAUCCUAUUAGACUAUGAGAAUUCAAAGUUGUCAUUUUUCAACGUGGACAUUGCUCAGCAUCUAUACACGUUCAGUUGUCAGCUUCAACAAUUUGUGCACCCCUGUUUUUCUCUGGAAAAGCCUGGGUGUCUGAAGAUACAUAAUGGCAUUUCAAUGCCAAUGCAUGCCACUUUCUACUAGAUCCUUCUCAUGUCUUUUCCUUUCUUGCUUCUGUGCCUUUGUCAAUCACUCGUGCCUCGGCUGGCUAAAUCUGGCAUUCAGGCACCAUGUCUCCAACAUCAUUUGUGGCUCAGGCUGUGACCUGGCAGGCCAAGUGGCAGGUGCUGCUGCCUGUGUGAUACGAGGGUAGUCCCCAGCAGGCUGAGCUGCAAAAGAAAUGAAAUGAGGGAUCUGACUCAGUGAGCCCAGGCCUCCCAAGCAGUCAAACUGCAUUUGUCUUAUCUGUAAGAUAUUGUGUCUUUGAGGCCUCUGGAGCAUGGGAGAGGUCGGGAAAGUCUUAAAGCUUUAGCAGUCACUAUGCAUUCAUAUUUCAUCAGUCACCAAGAACAGACCUGGGAAUGAACCUGCCCUUCAAGGCCUCUGACCUGCCUGCUUCCCAAAGGUGCACGGGGCAGUAGGUGAUACCCUGUUCUCACCCUCACCAUGCUCACACCACUGGUUUUGAAAUCACCUGUCGCACCCACUUCCAUGAAGGCAGGGACAGUAUCUGAUUCAUCACUUGCACCUCAAGGGUUACCAUACGGUAGGUGCACCCCCAGAUGCUUAAGUAUCUUCUUUCAACCAUGCUCUCUGGCUUCACUGUUCUCUGGCCUCACUGCUCUCCAUGUGAGCCCUGUGGGUGCUUUCAAAAACUCCAGCCAAGGAUCUGUGGCCAGGCAGGGGACAGAGACAGCUGAAGGGGAAAGAAGGGGGGACCUGGGGAACAUGGUACACUCUUUACUGCUGCUGUACAGAAACAUACCAUGGCCUACACCUGAACAUGGGGCUUCCACUGUGUGUGCAUGGUGGGGAGGUGGGGGGACAGGGUAGGCAAUCCUACACUUGCAACAUGAAGAGCCAGAUUUGAAAUUGGAAGGCCUGGAUUUGACUACUUUGCCUUAUGACACAGAAAAGUCAACUUAUUUUCCAGACUUUCUGUUUCCUUUCAAACCAAGGGAAACAAUACUACUUGUCUCACAGAGUUGGAAGACUUGAUGACAAUUCUCAGAGGCCAUAACAGUACACAACAUACAGCAAGUAUACAGUUUCUUCAACCAUCCACCUGCUGAGGAGCAAGGCAUUACUGGCCAGUGGUCUCUGACCAGCGGCUCUUUGGCUAGCCUUACAGCCCUGUGCCAUCCGGUGACUUUGGGCCCCAACUGUCAGCUGCGUUUCUGGUUCUCCAGCUCACAGCCCCAGUUGCCAGAUAAGCUCUGCACACAGCAUGGCUAAAGCUGAGGCAAGCUGCAGAGAAAGAAAUGCACCUGUAGAGCAGUUAGCACCAGAGACAAUUUAGCAUCCUGCACCGUGGACACCUCUGUAAACAGACAUAUCCUAAGCUCAUCACUUAGGGUAUUUAAGGUGAAGAAAAUCUUUUACUUUCAAUGCAAGUUUUCCAGUACACUUAAAGUCUGAUCCAUGGGACAUCUCUCACCUUCUACUGAACUGUCUACUGGUAUGAACAGCAGCUCAGGGUUCCAAAUCAGCCAGUCACCCUGACAAUGUAAUAACUUGUUACACAUACACAUACACACACAGCACACACACAGAGCUGCCACAACAAGCUGGAUUACCCUCCUUGAAAUAAAGUACAGCGGCAUAAGUACAGAAAUGGCUCAAUUCUAAACAAUAUACAUAUGUACAUACUCAAAAAUGUUCCCCGCUACUGAAACAGAAUCUACUAAGUAGGAAAUAAGGUAUCACACCUAUGGCAUGUUUGAAUACAGAGUUCUAGAAGGCUUUAUGAAUUUCUCACAAGUAAUAUGAACACUGAUUAAAAACUUGACACUUGCUUAGGUUUUAAUAAAUAUUUAUUAGAGAAAGAAUAAA
This is a messenger RNA of Cavia porcellus (domestic guinea pig), 4359 nucleotides long. It is a transcript of the gene Fsd2, whose product is annotated as fibronectin type III and SPRY domain containing 2. The transcript has 13 exons. The record is from RefSeq and is a predicted model, not a curated record. Bases 259 to 2511 code for a protein of 750 amino acids. Gene Ontology annotation, molecular function: protein binding. Lineage: Eukaryota; Metazoa; Chordata; Mammalia; Rodentia; Caviidae.